AUGACCCUUGAUGAACGCCUAUUCUGUGACGACAAAAACAGCACGACGACAACCGAUUCUGUCAGCAAGUCCAUCGUCGUAGCAUUGAUAUCCACGGCCAUCAUAGGCGGUAACGUCUUAUGUCUGAUUUUCUAUUACGACAACAUCGGAAUCAACUGUGAGCCAUUUUACCAAAACCCCUCCAUUACGGCGACGGUCAUGUCGUUAUUCUAUUUCAUCCCUGCUGCCAUCAUGCUGGUCUGCUAUCUCCGGAUACUGACGGUUGCUACGCAACAGAAGCCAGGGGGCGCAACCCAGGCUGGAAAACAGUGCCGUCCUGCACUCGAGAUGAGGAAGCAUUAUGGCCGCUGUUCGCAGGAGUCCCUGAAGGCAAACAUCAAUACUCAGUCCAUGGGUUCCCGACGGUCCCUCAAUCUGAAGGCAGCCAAGACUCUUGGCCUCAUCACAAUAGGGUUCUUUGUUGCUGUUACACCCUGGACUGUCACACAGUUGGUCAUGGCUCUGGGGGACGUGAAGGUCAACCCCCUCCUGGACUUCUCGGUGACGUGGUUAGCGUUAAGCAACAGCUUCUGGAACGUCAUAAUUUACUGCGUGACCAGCACAUCCUUCCGUCUGGCUGCUGGAAGACUAUUUUCCCGGAAACAGUCUGAAGUGCGUCGUUGUGUUGUACACCCGCCCAGGGUGGAGCUGUUGACGACUCGGAGCACAGUGGUUGAUUCUUUUGAGCAUAUUGCAUGCAAUGGAAACACCCCCGAGGAGUGGAAGGGUAAGAAUGGCGUGCAUGUGAACGGUCAUGGGCGGUACAACCCCGAGAGUUGUAAUAACGGUUCAGAUUCGUGGCGACGGACUCAAAGGCCUUGCUCUUCUGGUGCGCAUCAGUGCAAGAGGUUAUACUCAGACGUUCCCCAUAGUGUUACCCAUUCCUGCCAUGGCUAUGACCGUGAAGUGAUAUUUCAGUAUGAGGAGGACAUUGUGUCACAGGACAGUUUCCACCUGUCGAGGACGCACAGGAGAAAGUCCACAAGACUACAAGACUGUCUUUGUAACAGGACAGAAUCGGCGCCAAACAUUCCGGAAAUCGAAGAGUUUCCCCUCGACUCCAUCAUCAAGACCGGGCACUCUGGAAUUAAUUUGGGCAGCAGCGACAGCAGCGGCUCCGACACCAUUCUACAGUCCGACUAGUGCCAAACUAGCAUCUUCAUAAUGGAUAUGGCACGUCCAAAAAUUCUUGUCGCUGUAAAUAAUGGAAUAACGUUCGUUUGGACUACUUUGUGCGAGAAUACUUUGUAAAAAAAUACUUUCCAAAGUGUUUCUUUGUUCGGGACUACUUUCUAAAGGAUUACUUUCAUUUGCAAGAAGCAACUUUGUAAUAAACAACUUUGUGAGAAGCAACUUUGGAAGAAGCUACUUUGCAAGGUGCUUGUGUUUAAGGGGCUAGUUUCUAUGGGACUACACUUUUAAGUGACUGCUUAGAAAGGGACUACCUUGUACUGAUACGUAGUAAGUAGCUUCUCAUGGCCUAGACGACUUGCCUGACUUUGAAUUCUGUAAAUAUGGAUGUUAAUAGGUGAUAUAACAGAUGGCCAAAAGUGGAUGAUAAAAUGGCACAGUUAAUUAAUUUUAAGCGGUGUCAUUUCGAUAGCUCAAAACAUUCUUUGAACAGUCAGAUAUUCAUUUUUAUUAACAUAUUAAUUAUAUAGUAUCCUAUUACAAAGAUGCGACCAUUACCCUUUUGACCACAUCAGCGCUCCAGGGCCUAGAUUUUCGAAGCUCUCUUAUCGCUAAGAUAGUCGUAAGUGCCAUAUCUUAACAGUAACUUACGACUAAAGUCCUAGUGGCAAACAGGGUGUUGUUGAAGACAAGGGGCAAGGGCAGUUUCAACUUUUUCAAAUGUCAGUUGUCGACAUCUGAUCGAUGGCUGAACGCGUCAUCACUUACAAAGAUGCUCAUGACAUGAACCACAAGGGUGGUGUUGCAAUCAAAAGUAGAGAUUAUCUUUAAUCAUAGUCAGUCGAUAUGCACAUAUAACGUCGUAUUUAAAGAACGGGGUGUCCUUCACCAACAACUGAACACAGAUCUGAACAAACGCCAACAUAUCAUUCCCUUAACUAAUUUUCUAAUUUUCGAUCUAAAACUGACAUGGAAAUAUCCAUAGAGAAAAAUGAAACACUGACGCACUCUUAUAUUGAAAAACAAUAUUGUCUCAUCGGGUAGAUAAAUCAUGAAGGUCAAUGUUGAGACAAAUGUAUUUUUAAGUAAAAAUUGUGUUUUGAUUCAAAAUAAUACAUUUCAUACCUUAAUUUUACAUUAAUAUCUAUUUUGCAUAUUGUAUGU
Molecule: messenger RNA, 2334 nt
Organism: Haliotis rubra (blacklip abalone)
Lineage: Eukaryota; Metazoa; Mollusca; Gastropoda; Lepetellida; Haliotidae
Exons: 4
Coding region: 1-1182 (393 amino acids)
Biological process (GO): G protein-coupled receptor signaling pathway
Cellular component (GO): membrane
Molecular function (GO): G protein-coupled receptor activity
Source: RefSeq, a predicted model, not a curated record